AUGAACUUUAAAUUAAAACUAUAAUUAUGGAAUGUUUUUAUUAAGCCACCUUAUGAUUAUUCAGCAUCCGCAUUCUGGUAAGAAAAACGAAAAACCUAUUAAAGAACCAUUUAACUUAGUUAUAAAAAGUCGAUCAAAGUUAUUGGAAAUCUACCAAUGAAUACAACUGACAAAUUCGUUAAUAGUUGUGCUAAGAAAACAAAUAACAUUUAUAAACUAAAUAAAAUAUUAAUAUACCAAAGAUUAGCAAAUAGAGGGUUUAGCUUAGAUCUAGAAUAAUAAGAUUUUGAGGAUAUCAAAGGUGAUUAAAUAAGAGUGAAACAAUUACCAAAUAAUAUAGUUUAAAUCUAUAAACUGUGUAUGCUUAGAUGUAAAAAACAUAAGGUAAGAGCUACAGCGAAACAUUUAAUAGAGAGAAAUUUAAAAAUAUCGGAAGACAAAUUAUUAAAAUUAAUUUUUAGUAAUCAAGGAAAGAAGAAAAGAAUUUAAAAGAUGGAGCGUUAGAUUGAGGAGUGUAUUUAAAAAAGUAACUUUGUAUAAAUGUGAAUUAAUUUAUAUAUUUUGUGUUUAUCUCCCUUGCAGGGAAGAAUGUAAUG
Molecule: messenger RNA, 596 nt
Organism: Paramecium tetraurelia
Lineage: Eukaryota; Ciliophora; Oligohymenophorea; Peniculida; Parameciidae
Exons: 1
Source: RefSeq, a predicted model, not a curated record